Phytophthora nicotianae INRA-310 is the source of this 198-nucleotide messenger RNA. RefSeq lists its product as hypothetical. The record is from RefSeq and is a predicted model, not a curated record. NCBI's taxonomy places the organism in Eukaryota, Oomycota, Peronosporomycetes, Peronosporales, Peronosporaceae. Bases 1 to 198 code for a protein of 65 amino acids. The transcript is spliced from 2 exons.
AUGUACGUAGUGAAGGCGUCCAAGUCAAAAGCAGAUCUUCCGACCGAGUACAUUGCGGACGAGGUGUUCACUACGUACGUGCCGGAGGUGGGCAGCGACGCAACGCUUUGUCUAGCCGAUACCAACCACUUAGUGUUAACAUUGAGACGCUUUACCCGCAGCAUGUGCGCUCUUACGGUAGCACAUUCGUGCGCAUGA